AUGUGGAUUGUGAAUGAUUUUGCAUUCUAUUAUAAUUUUGUAACCUUCUCUCACCUGAUCGUUUCAAUCUCCUGUGAACUACUGCAGUCAAUUCCUGAACAAGAUGACCCCCUUCAUGAGCUGGCACAUGCUCGAAAAUCUACUGCUGAUUUGAGGUCUGGUGCAGAAACUGAUGUGGCACAGUGGAACGUUUUGCAAUUCAAUACAGGCUCGACUACCCCGUUUAUCAUCAAGUGUGGAGCAAACUCAAACUCAGAACUGGUGAUUAAGGCUGAUGCCCGUGUUCAGGAACCUAAAGGUGGUGAAAUCAUGAGGGUCGUUCCAAGACCAUCAGUUUUGGAAAAUAUGAGCAUGGAUGAAAUGAAACAUGUAUUCUCUCAACUACCUGAAGCUUUAAGCUUGCUUGCCCUUGCAAGGACUGCAGAUGGUACCCGAGCUAGGUAUUCUAGACUUUAUAGAACUUUAGCUAUGAAGGUUCCCUCAUUGAGGGACCUUGUUGGUGAGCUUGAGAAGGGUGGAGUGCUGAAAGAUGUGAAGUCAUGAAUUUAAAGAAUGUUGAGAACUCAGAGCAUGCCUUGUAUGAUAUGAUGAUUGGUUGUGCUUGCCGCGGUGUUCAUAUUAUUAUUAUUAUUAAUUCCUGUUACGAUUUUUUGCUGGGAGAGUGCAUGGUUGAAUUGAUUUUGGUGGAAACAAGUUGCAGCUUAAUUAUGAUUAGUUUGCCAAAGAAAGCCAUUGUGUUCAAGACUUGUAUUACAGUUAUGACGUAUCAUAUCAGAUAAUCCUCUGAAAUUAUUGCAGAUAUUAAUGAGCAAUUUAGUGUAACUAGUUAUUUUUUGGAGUGUGAUUAGCCUUCUCUAUCGUAACAUGGAUAAUGAAACAUGUUGUGGUAUGGUUUUCUCAUGUA
Messenger RNA from Populus euphratica (Euphrates poplar), 904 nucleotides. RefSeq names its product kinesin-like protein KCA2. The transcript has 2 exons. Bases 1 to 543 code for a protein of 180 amino acids. The record is from RefSeq and is a predicted model, not a curated record. NCBI's taxonomy places the organism in Eukaryota, Viridiplantae, Streptophyta, Magnoliopsida, Malpighiales, Salicaceae.